AUGGCCAGUGGUAACCUGGAGUCUAUAGACAAGGUCAUCAUUGAUGGAGUCAUGGAUGAGUCUGAAGACUUGGGUGAAAGGUUUGUAACUUUAUGUUCUUCGUUUUUUGAGUAUUUAAUUCAUAGUCAGAAUAGACAUUGCAUAAAGCGAUUCAAGCUAGAUACAAUGAGGGAAACAAUCUCAUAACUGACCAUUUCUGCAAAUUGGGAAAAGUUGUGUGUUGAUCUACUGUAAUUUGCCAUAAAAUGUAGAAUAUAAAAAUGACAUAAAAAAGCCUGUAUUUCUACAUUGUACAUCCAAUGAUCCAAUCAGCUGAAGUAUGUAUUGAUUUUAUGGGGAAAACCUGCUUCAGCAAACUCUAUUCUUUAUAAUGUACUGUAUUAAUGUAUUAAUGUAUCAAUCUAUUGCCAAAUAGGCAAUUAGGCAAAUACUAAUAGAAGUGUUCUUUUUUGUUUUUUAGUUCUGCUUCUGUCAAACCAGCACCUAUUAUGUAAGUUUUUUCUAUAGUAAAAUUUUUACAUUCGGUUUUGAGUGCAAUUUAGGUGGAAGGCAUCAAGCAUGUACGAUUACCGAUUACGAGUGUCGAAUAAUAUAAAUGAAGGCACACACUUUUAAUAGGUAAUUAAACAUCUUUGUGAUUUUCAUAUUUGUACAAUUGUACUCACCUAGCAUUUUUUCCUUUGCUUGUCUGAGUGCAAUUAAACCUUAAAACUCUUUUGCAGCAGGUCCAUUACGCGUAGAACGUGCACGUUCUACGGAUGUUUCGUUUAUAUCUUCGGUUCAGUACACGCUAUGUCGAUGAAAAUACCGCCAUUCGAUUCAGUAUAAAAAUAUAUACUAAUUUAUAACGACAGUUUUAGUGACUGGCUACAUUGUAGCGAUUUAUAAGCUUUGAAAGUCAAACGGGCUUAAAUAUGAUCAAAUUACGCAAUAUUACUAACAAAUUAUAAACAUAGACAUACCUUUCGCCGAACAUAACUUCGGCCCCUUGAGACGUAUGCUCAUUCUUGUAUUCUUGGUCAAUGAAGCAGUUAAAAAUAACACGUAUAGUGUUAUUUUCAAGCUUCUAUCGUUAAAACGUGAGUUUUCUUGCAGAAUUUUGCAUUUCUGCCCGAAUUUGCGUUAAUCCCAAACCGGAAAUACGACGAAAAACCGUCAAAACAAUGCGUAGUUUGUAUCGCGUGACUCUAGAAAUGCCAGAAAUGGCUUCUACAGGUCAAAGUGCACCCAUACGCGUGAGUUUGACGUCAUCCCGGCUAAAGGGAGCUCCUUAUUGGCCAAGUAUUACGUAAUACAAGUGCGUGCGAGUAAAACCCGAUACCUUGAAAAAUUCAAAAUAAAUAUUUCUACUCGCCGUAUUCACACGAAACUUUCUACACUAAAGCGCUUGAAUACAAAGAGUAUUUUGCACAUAUAUCCUUUCAGAAAAUGACGCCAAAUUUUAGAAUAUAUUCAACUUUUUCUCUUUUUCCCGUUUGAAUGUUUGGCGAAGCUGUGAGUAUAAAUAUAUGAUUGUUUUGGUUUGUGUAAUGUUUUGACGGCACUUGACCCCCCGUUCGAAAGGUUAUAUUGUGAGGAUUUCAAUGGUGGCAUUUAUUUCAAAGGGGGGUAAAUACUCGCCGAGAUAUUUAUAUUAGAAAAAUUGAAUCGAAAUGUAAUACGAAACCGGUUGUUAAGUUCUCUGUUCACUGUUCUCUUUAUUUAUGUUUUGUAAUGUAUAAUGUAUUCAGCUGGCAUAAUUCACAUAAUUCACAGUACUGUAGUACAGUAUUACUAAGCCAGUAAACUGUUCAUAAAGUUAAAGGUUUUACAAUGGCUUUGGUAAUUUUAACUGCCAUGUUGACUUGUCUAGUUUCCAGUCUCUGUUCUCUUUUUGUUAACUUAUUUCGUAGCUAAUUUAUACAAAUUGCAUUCCAAGCAUUCUAUAGUAGAUUAAACUUCACGCUAUAUAUUCAAGACUCUAGUUUUAAAAACAAUUGUAUUAAUGGUUUUGUACUUCUUUAAUAUGGAAGCGAUAAGGCACCGUUAGGUGUGCUACAUGUAUUUUCUCACGUUUUUAACGUUUGAAAGUUGGAAAAUUCGUCCAAAAACGUUGAACUAGCGCCGUGAUUUUGACAAGGUUCCAUUUUGUUUACUGUGUUUCAAACAGUUUUUUCCGAAUUUUUUCCCGGUUUUUCGGGGUUUUUUUGCCCAGAACAACAUCGGCUUAAAUUAAUCAGUUUUCAAAAACAUCGUUUUUUUCAGGUUUAUCGAUUAACCGCCUCACCCUAUGUAAAACAGUAAUACACUUGUUCUGAAAACAUUUUCAAUUGCAUAUUGAAAACGUUUAUAAAACAAACUUUGUCAUUGACUAGUUUUAACAUUUCUAUUGCAACAGUGAACCAACUGUGAGUGGAGGUUCUUUCGAUGACACCAACACCCAAACCAAGAUUGGUAGUACUCCCUCUCGUAGCCAGCACAGCUAUCAAAGCUCGUUGGAAAGUUUUCUUCCUCCCACUCCGGAAAAUGAGAAAGGUGAUAUACCUUUUGCUCUUGAUGCAAUAGCAGAGAAAGUUGCGUCUGAAGUGGUGCGAAAACUUAACAAUUUUGGUAAGGGAAAACAAACAGCAGCCACAUUUAAUCCCCUGUCGACCACUUCGUUAAAUGCAGGUAAUUUGCUUGAAUGCCUGGAUGAAAUUCCAGAUUUUGAGUUAAUUGGCGAGGAGAACAGCCGGGUAUUGCGGUGCUGCAGUUGUGCUGAGUUUUUAUCUUCUCCUGUUUCGUCUUCGUUUCGCCGACCAUCUGGAAAAGCAGGUGGGUCUUUGGCAACAGGCUUACAAUUGUCAAACGACGUCUACGAUCAAUUAGUUGCUGGUAAGUGCGAAAAAUGGUACCACCAGAAAGAGAGAAUGAUCAACCAUCUUGCUUCCAAAACUCACAGCAACGCAGUUGAUUUCAUGAAGACUGUAAAAGCAGGCAAAUCGAGGGAGAUUGUCGUCGUCAAAAACCAACUCCGCGCAGCCAUUGGAAUCGUUAAAACCAAGUCUGCUGCCAUUCAGUACGAGGAAAGAAUUGCUGAGCUUCAAGCGGCAGGUGCGGAUGUCGGCCAUUCACGAAAGCUCUUUCCGGCAAUGUUAUCGGCGGCGUGUGCCUACAUCGACUAG
Messenger RNA from Paramuricea clavata, 3143 nucleotides. The record is from the annotation of a GenBank genome assembly. NCBI's taxonomy places the organism in Eukaryota, Metazoa, Cnidaria, Anthozoa, Malacalcyonacea, Plexauridae.